GGAAACUUUGAGCUGUAAAGCUAAAGGUUAAAAAAAGCUGUCGGCAAGGAAUUAUUGCACUGAUCAGAUUAGUGGCAUUACCAAUUCCACUCAUCUUGCUUCUGCUAAUCUUCACACCUACACCAACUAAGAGAGAUAGAGAUAGAGAUUGAGAGAAAGAAAAGAAUGGCUUGUGUGGCAGUAAAUUCUCUUAUCAGAACAUUAGAGCUUGAGUUCUUGCAACCUGAGCCUCGUCCAAUUCUACAAGAAAUGGAACUCAUCCCUUUUAACAAAGACCUCAUCCAAUCUCUCCAUUCAAAGCUUGGUUUUCUGAUACAACUGUUCGACGAGAGCAGAAUGAAUGGUGUUGAAGCAAUUAAAGACUUGGAAACAAAGCUCAGAGAUGUAGCUUUCAGAGUAGAAGAUGAAAUUGAACUCCAUGUGGUACAUCUCUAUAAAGAAGCUGACGAGGAAAUGGGACAAGGGGACACUGAAGCCAUGAAAACCCAGCAUUGUCAUAGACUUAGUCAUGUAUUGCAACAAGCAAUAGAAGACAUUUAUGCCAUUAAAGAAGAGCUGGAGAAAGUCAUGAUGGAGUACAAGCAUGUCAUAGCUGUGGCUGGAAGGGAGACUAAACUUGUUGAUGAUGUUGUUUCAAAAUCUGAUGAUGAACUUGUCAAGACGGACGGUUCCGGUUCCUCCAAUCGUGCUUCACACACUGAGGACAUAAUGGUCGGGAAAAACAAUGAGUUCGACAUUAUAAUGAAGAUGCUAAUACAACAUUCAUCUAAACAACGAGAAGUUGUCUCAAUUCAAGGUAUGAGAGGAAUUGGCAAGACAACAUUAGCAAGACGAGUUUAUGAAAACCCAUCAACUGUCUCCCACUUUGACAGACGACUAUGUGUUGUUGUAUCACAAUAUCACAAUAAGAGGCAAAUGCUCUUAGGUCUUCUUAGUUCUAAAGACAAUGUAAACAACAACAGUGAUGAGGACCUAGCAUUACAGCUCUGGUACCAAAAUUUAGAUCUUCUUGGUUCUAAAGACAAUCUAAAAAACAGCAGUGAUGCGGACCUAGCAUUACAGCUCUACCAAAGUUUGAAGCGUCAAAGGUAUUUGGUAGUGAUGGAUGAUGUAUGGAGCAUAGAGUCAUGGAAUGCAGUUAACUCUUGCUUUCCAGAUGAUAUAAAUGGGAGUCGAGUAUUGUUGACUACUCGCAUUGCAGAGGUGGCUACUUGUAUGGGCUCUAACAAUUACUUCUCCCAUCAAAUGCACUUAUUAGAUCAAAGUGAAAGUUGGGAAUUAUUUCAUAAAAAGGGAUGCAAAUCUCAUGGUGCUGAAUUUGAGACAAUUGGGAAACCAAUUGUUGAAAAAUGUAAAGGACUGCCUUUGGCAAUUGUAGUGAUAGCAGGUUUAUUUUCAAAACUCAAUACACUAGAUGAGUGGAAGAAUGCUGCUAAUGCUCUAAUAAGUUCUUCAACAUCAACUCUAGAUGAUGAUGAAUGUUGGAGAAUCCUGUCAUUGAGUUAUAGUCACUUGCCCCAUAAUUUGAAAGCUUGUUUUUUAUAUUUAGGAGUUUUUCCAGAAGAUUAUAAGAUCAAAGCUAACAACCUUGCAAGGUUAUGGGCUGCGGAAGGACUUGUAAAGGCAUUCAAGAACGAGAGUUUUGAAGCGGUGGCAAAAAGGUACAUAAAUGAACUUAUGGAUAGAAACUUAAUUCUUGUAAGCGAAAGAAGUAGUUGUGGGAAAAAAAUUAAGGAGUUUAGAGUACAUGAUUUAUUGCAUGCCUUUUGUGUGAGAGAAGGUCAGAACCAAAGCCUUCUGUAUGUUGCGAAUGAAAGUGGUUCCAAUUUCCCUCAAAAAGGUGUCCGUUGGAUAAGUGUGUCAUUUCAAAAUUUUGACAUCUCUGCAUUACAUUCUCUGUCAAAACACUGCCGGUCCAUCUUUUAUUUUCUGGAGUGGCCCAAACUUUCAAUAAAUUUGGAAUUUUUCAGCCUAUUGAGGGUACUCUAUGUUAUCAAAUUCCAUUCGCCAAGUGGGACUGUUCAUAUCCAUCUGAGAUACCUACGGAUAUUCGGGAGAUUUCUUCUGUAUAAUUCAUUAUCCUCCAACGCUUGGAAUCUUCAAACAUACAUUGCGUAUGGCCCCUAUGGAUUGAAACAUUUGAAGUUUCCACAACUACAGUAUAUUCACUGUACUAAACUUUGUGGAUCUUUUCCCAAAUCUGUUCAUCAAAACUUGCAGGUCAUUUCUAGUUUGCAGGCUAGUCAUUGCGACCAAGAGUCCUUAACAAAAGUUCCAUACCUAAAGAAGGAAGCUGAGGUUUGAAUUUAUGAAUUUUGAGUGGAA
This is a messenger RNA of Ipomoea nil (Japanese morning glory), 2325 nucleotides long. RefSeq names its product disease resistance protein RPP13-like. Bases 166 to 2304 code for a protein of 712 amino acids. Gene Ontology annotation, molecular function: ADP binding. The transcript is spliced from 4 exons. Gene Ontology annotation, biological process: defense response to other organism. NCBI's taxonomy places the organism in Eukaryota, Viridiplantae, Streptophyta, Magnoliopsida, Solanales, Convolvulaceae. The record is from RefSeq and is a predicted model, not a curated record.